AUGGCACAACCAGGCUCGUCUGGUGUGCCCGGCCCUGCAGGGCGCAGACUUCAUAUCGCCCAUCGACGUAGUCCAUCGGAGCUCACUCCGCUCAUGAUGGAACAACUGGCUCUUCAGCAACAAAUCGAAUUACUCCAACAGCAACAACAGCAAAUCGCUGCUACUCAUCAGCAGUAUGUCAACAUGGGCAUGAUUCAGCAACCGCUGCAAAGCAUGCCUGCGUACUCUCCCAUUCAAGGGCAACCCAAUCUUUCGGGAAUCUCGCCCAAUAACACCAAUUUUCAAUUCCCCCAGAUCCAGCAGCAGAUGGCCAUGCAGGGAAAUGCCCCUGCACAACCCGGGGCUCACCGCAGAAAUCAAUCCGCGCUUCCAGGCAUGGCUAUGGGCCCUCCCCCAGCACCAUCCACUGGCACUGCUGGUUCAGCCUUUGGCGACUUCAACCAGCAGGCAAUGGGUCAGAAUCGUGAGAACACCAGUGGCCGCGGAGGAAGGGGUGGCUCUGCACAAAGUGGACAUACUCGACGCCAUUCAUUAGCUCUUCCCGAGGCAAAGAAAGCUGCUGAACUCGCAGAGAAGAAGCGGACUUCUGCUGGCUUUCAGUUCCCCAUUCCAGGAGCUGGUGGUAUCGCGGAAAGUCCUGUGGCUGCCACUCCUGUCGAUGAUAGAUUGAACACGCCCGUCACCCCUUCGGGCCUGGGUCUGCAGCGUGCUGGCAAUGCUCGUAUGGUUGGUCAUAGCCGAAGCCAGAGUAUGGCGGCAGGAAGUGCUCGGGGUGGAGGCGGGGCUGGCCGUGGAGGCGGAUCUUUUCAAUUCCCAGCACAGGGUGAUGCUGGCACAGGUAAUCAGUCAGAUCUACAGCGUCGUGGCAGCCAAAGCAACCACACAAGACAGGGGUCUCGCAACUUCGAGGGCAAUUGGCGUCAACAGAAUAAUCAGCAGACAACUGAUCAGUCGCCUCAACAGAUGGGUCAAUUCAGCCAACCGCAGGGUAUGGGCGGUGGAAACUUCCAGCCUGGCCAUCGCGGUCGAGGAUCAAUGAACCAGUCCAUCGGCUCGAUGAGUGGAUUCCAAUACCCGGGCCAGCCCCAGUUGCUGCAACUUCCCCAAGGCCAAAUGAUGAUGGCACCACAGAUGUUUGCUGGCCAGCAACUGAACGCUUUGCAGAUCGCGCAGCUUCAGGCAAUGCAAGGUGCACAGCUUGGUGGUCUUCAGGCCAGUCAGCACGCUCCCCCAAUGGGCUUGCAACAGCAGCAACAACAGCGAAAGACUCUGUUUACCCCCUAUCUUCCUCAAGCCACACUUCCUGCGUUGCUCAAUGAUGGCCAGCUGGUUGCGGGCAUCCUGCGAGUGAACAAGAAGAACCGAUCUGACGCCUAUGUCACUACCAACGAUCUCGACGCAGAUAUCUUCAUUUGUGGUAGCAAAGACCGAAAUCGUGCUCUUGAGGGGGACCUGGUUGCGGUCGAACUGCUUGAUGUCGACGAGGUCUGGGGUCAGAAGCGUGAGAAGGAAGAGAAGAAGAAACGCAAGGACAUUACCGACACUCGCUCGUCGGGGAAUGCCCAAAACGGCAAGAGUGAUACCGCUUCGACCACUGACAACACUUCGAUUGCCCCAGAUGGGAGUAUCCGGCGACGUGGCAGCUUGCGUCAGCGUCCAACGCAAAAGAAGAACGAUGAUGUCGAGGUCGAAGGCCAGAGCCUGCUGUUGAUGGAAGAAGAAGAGAUCAGCGACGAACAGAAGCCUCUCUACGCAGGUCACGUCGUCGCCGUUAUUGAGCGCGUCGCUGGGCAGAUGUUCUCCGGUACACUUGGUCUACUCCGACCAAGUAGCCAGGCCACGAAGGAGAAGCAAGAAGCCGAGCGCCAGGCGCGGGAUGGAGGCCAUUCACGAUCGGAAUCUCGUGCCCAAGAUAAGCCGAAGAUCGUGUGGUUCAAGCCUACUGAUAAACGCGUGCCCUUGAUUGCUAUCCCAACAGAACAGGCCCCGCGAGACUUUGUGGAUAAGCACAUGGACUACGCCAACAGAAUCUUCGUGGCUUGUAUCAAGCGCUGGCCGAUCACCUCCUUGCAUCCAUUCGGUACUCUUGUUGAGCAGUUGGGUGAAAUGGGUGAUCUCCGCGUCGAGACAGACGCCUUGCUCCGUGACAACAACUUUGGAUCUGACGAGUUUUCCGAUGCUGUCUUGAAGAGUGUUGGGUGGGAUGACUGGUCGUUGCAGACUGAGAGCGAGGAGAGCCUAGCCUCACGCCUCGACCUUCGCAACGAGCGAACUUUCACCAUUGACCCUAACGGCACUAAAGAGCUUGACGAUGCCAUCCACAUCAAGCAACUCGACAAUGGAUUGGUCGAGCUCGGCAUCCAUGUCACGGAUAUUGCCCAUUUUGUCAAAGCAAAUUCACUGGUCGACCGAGAGGCUAAGAAACGAGGGACUGGCGUUUACUUGAUGACCAGGGCCGUUAACAUGCUCCCAUCGAAACUGUCUGCAGACAUAUGCUCAUUGCUUCCAGGCGAGGGCCGUCUGACCGUGAGUGUGAUCUUCAAAGUCAAUUCUGAGACAGGGCAGAUCGAAGGAGAGCCUUUCAUUGGCAAAUCGAUUAUCCAAAGCUCUGGCAAGCUCGGAUACCGAGCAAUUGACGCUGUCGUCAAGGGAGGCGAGCUGCCUGAAUUGAACGGGCCCACAGCCGAGGACAUCAAGACUUUGCACAAGAUCGCCAGCAAAUUCCGAGAAGCUCGUUUUGGCAACCGUUCUGCGACUAUCGCCCCUCUUCGACUGCUUUAUCAGCUCGACGAUGAGAACAUUCCAGUGGAGCAGAAUAUCUUCAACACAUCUGCCGCACACGAGAUCAUGGAAGAGCUCAGCUGUAAAGCCAACUUCUUUGUUGCGCAGAAGAUCUUCGCUGCCAUGCCCGACAAGGCGUUCUUGCGAAGACAGUCACCUCCCAACCCGCGACGACUUUUGACGUUCGUCGAUCGAAUGACCCGAGCCGGCUAUGACAUUGAUAGCUCUAGCAGUGGAAGCCUGCAGAACAGUCUCUUCAAAGUGGGAGAUUCGGACUUGCGGAAGGGCAUGGAAACUCUGUUGGUCAAGACUUUGCAGCGUGCCAAAUACUACAUUGGCGAACAGGUUGCGGAGGAGCAGCGUCAACACUAUGCACUCAAUCUGCCUCUUUACACCCACUUCACCAACCCUUCGCGCCGAUAUGCUGACAUUGUCGUCCACCGGCAACUGGAGGCAGCUCUUUCCAAUGGUGCUGUCGAAUUCAACGAAGACAUGGAGAGCCUGGCCAAAACAGCCGAGCAAUGUAACAACAAGAAAGACUCUGCUCAUUGCGCGCAAGAACAGAGUGUCCACAUUGAGUCCUGCCGACUCAUGGAUAAGAAGAGCAAAGAGAUGGGAGGCGACCUUAUCAGCGAGGGCAUCGUCAUUUGUGUCUACGAGUCUGCAUUCGAUGUCCUUAUCCCAGAGUAUGGAUUCGAGAAACGUGUGCAUUGCGACCAGCUUCCUUUGAAAAAGGCAGAGUUCCGCAAGGACGAACGAGUGCUCGAACUCUACUGGGAGAAAGGGGUUCCGUCAUCUGCCUACGUUCCUGAAGAUGAAAGACCCCGUGCCUCAGUGAGCACUAGAGGUACAAACGGUGCAACCGAGUCUGCACGAGAACGGGCCAAGGAACGAUACGAAUCUCAACGCAAGCAGACGGACAGCAACACCAUGUCAACCGAUGAUGUUGAUGCGCUCUUUGACGACGACAGCGCAUCGGAAAUCACCGAAAUGGCUGCUGGUGUAUCUCUGAAUUCGCCACUUGACCGAUCGACUCAGAGCAUGCCCCCAUCCCCGGCCCGUAACGGUGGACUGAGCCAAGCACCAGCCCGAACACAAUCCGAGUCGAAAAUCGCAAGACCAGCUGGUGAUAUUCCAGAGCACAACUUGACCGACAAGGAGAAGUAUCUCAGCUACUUCAAGCUUCGGGAGGAAGGAGGUGAAUACAUUCAAGAUGUGACUGAAAUGACUCGAGUGCCUGUCAUUUUAAAGACUGACCUGACCAAGAGUCCACCAUGCUUGACUAUCCGAUCCAUGAAUCCAUAUGCAUUGUAA
Messenger RNA from Fonsecaea pedrosoi CBS 271.37, 4095 nucleotides. RefSeq lists its product as uncharacterized. Gene Ontology annotation, cellular component: exosome (RNase complex); P-body. The transcript has 2 exons. Bases 1 to 4095 code for a protein of 1364 amino acids. The record is from RefSeq and is a predicted model, not a curated record. Gene Ontology annotation, molecular function: RNA binding; 3'-5'-RNA exonuclease activity. Gene Ontology annotation, biological process: mRNA catabolic process. NCBI's taxonomy places the organism in Eukaryota, Fungi, Ascomycota, Eurotiomycetes, Chaetothyriales, Herpotrichiellaceae.